AUGGGAUUAUAUAGAGAGGUUCUAAUCCUCUCUUUUCUAGUCCAGUGGGCUACAGUAUUGUCCCAGGGUAUGAAGGAGAUGCCCGUCAACCAGUCAACAAUAGGAUUUCCAAGACUACCUGCAGACUUCAGGGAACUGGCCAAGAAACUGAUGAGCACAUGCUUCAUGAAAGGUCACCACGUGCCUGUAAUGAACAAUUCACUGAACAGCUCAUAUGGAAAGAUGAUGGAGAGCCCCAUCUCUAUUUUUCCAGAGCUUCUCUCCUCACUCGCUCAGUCUUUCCCCUCUCACUCCAACCUGCAGUUCAAUGAAACGGCAGAAGGGCAGGACUCAGCCUGGAACAUUGCUGAGAAGAUGCGGAACUGCACCAACAUGGGCCAUAUGAUUGAUCUCAUGAGGAAUAGUACAGAAGGCCCUCGUUGUUUCAUGCGGGCAUUCAUGGCUCCUCUUUCCUGGAUGACGAUCAUGCAGAAUGGAACAGACCUCAACAAAGAAGAUCUAACAAAGCUUUUAUGGGUGGCUAAACCCUUCUUAGAAACAAUGCCUCCAUCUAGCUUUGUGCUGCCGGUGUUUUCACAAAGCUCUCAACUGGCUAAAAUGAUGAAGGUGUUUGGUGAGGUGUUCAGCGUUCUGUCUGAGGAACAGAGGAAUGCGAUUAUAGGGUGGGUCAAAGAGAGAGUUGCACAAAAUGAAUUUAAAUGCGUUCUGAAAGCACCUGCCUUCAGCAUCCUGCCUUCUGGAUCACUAGAAAACCCUAUCAUCCCAGUCCCUAUAUGUCCUCCCAGAAUGCUCUGGCUGAAGGCUAACGUGUUGACAAUGAUGGGGCCUUUCCUAUCUCGGCUGUCUUUAGAGGAAGCAAAGACCAUCCCUAAAGAAGAGCUAUGUGAGUUUUUCAGGACUCCAAAUUUCGCUCCAUCAUUUCAAUAUGUUAGUGGAAUGCAGCCCGCCCUUGGCCGAACACUUUUUCAACGCUUGAAACAAGAGUGUUCCAGCAGCGACAAUUUCACUCACUAUAUGGACAGGCUGGGCUCUCUGGCUUGUUUCACUGGUGGCGCACCGUCACUAAAUCUGAAUCUUAGCAGAAAACUGCUGUCUCAGAUUGAUACCUGUAACAACCCUGAAAUAGACAAGGUGAAAAGACAGCUAGUACAGAACAUUCUGGAGAAAGAUGACAGUUCUUCCUCUCCUGAGAUUCUGCUGUCUCUGGGCUCCGCCGUGUCUGUCCUUCCUCUUUCCAGGCUGUCCCGCUUCACCUCUGAGGACCUGAACAACACCCUCACCAGCUUGAGUCAGGCCAAUUGCAGCCCAGCUCAAGCAAGACUGGCUAAGAAACUGUUGGAAGCUGCUAAGAAUAUAAGUGGUGAGAAGUUGUUGUCUCUGGGUAUGAUGGUGAGAGGGGUAGCCAGUUCCCUCCUCAAGAAUGUGAAGGCAGAAGGGCUGCUGGGCAAUGAAGCCCUGAAAACUAUGAGUGAGAAGAUGUCCUCCCUACAAAGAACAGCACUACUGAAAGCGUUCCGUCGUGAUGUAAAUGCGUCUGAACUGGUGAAGCGGUUGCCGGUUUCUCUCCUCUCUUCUCUGUCUCUGUCCACGCUGGAGAAAGCAGACCUCAGCUCUGUGGAUCAGCUGCAGGGACACGGCUGGACUCGUGCUCAAUCAGCUUUUCUUCUGAAGAAGAUUUUGGGUAAUAGGAUCAACCUUAGCGAAUUACGGAAGCUGGGUCAGGCUGUACAGGGUGUCACUUGUGAAAUGAUUGAAAAAAUCAAUUGAACUGAUGCUUUGGAAAUGGCACAGACACUUAACAAAUCCUGCGCAUGGCUCUCCAGGGUUCAGAUUAUCUGUACAGCUCAAAAAGUCUUUGCAAGUCUGGAGGAACAGAGACCAGGAUAUUUCAGUAACAUUAACAACUCUGAGCUUCAUGCCAUCCCAGCUAUGCUGCUUAUCCAUCUACUAGUAGAGAAGAUUCAAAACCUGUCAGAUUCUGUGUGUCCUGCUUUCAUGGAGAAGAUGAAGCAAGUCAGCCUGUCCUCUCUGCCAAACAGCUCUCCAGCGCGCUACGCACUUACCAAAAGAGCCAUUGGCUGCCUGAAGGGGAACAUGUCUGAUCUGUCUGCGGCAGAGGUUUUGACUCUAGGCCCUCUGGUGUGUGAGUUAGACCCAGCCUGGAUUUCCUCUCUGAACCCUGCGGCUCUGAACUCCACCUUGCAGGCUCUCGUAUCCUGUCAGUAUAUCCAGCAACAGUACAGAGAAUAUCUUUUCAGGCUGCUUACGACCACCUACGGGGACCCUGCUUACUGGUCAGAGGAAGACAUGAGGGUGCUUGGGCCACUUUUGUUACUUAAUGACACUGCUGUUGAAAAGCUGCCGGCCAAAAGGACAGCAGUCUGGCAGGCCUUUGAAAGGGUGGCUGGAAUCAGUGUGACUGGACUAGGACAGCUGGAAAUGGUGGGACUAGGACAGUUUAUCUGUGGUGUACAACCUGGCCAGAUUGAUCAGCUCAAUUCCCCAAGCUUCAGGUAGGCAGUAGAGGUGGUGGGUCGUGCUCCUUGUCCUCUGAACUUUAGAGAGCGUCUGAAGGAAAAGGCAGUGGCUGCGUUUGGAAAACCAGAAACCUGGACUGAAGCUCAAGUUAGCAUUAUGGGCAACAUCAUUGCUGGUUUAAGUGCUGUUGAGCUGGGAAGUCUAAAUUCAAGCGUCCUGCCAUUCAUUCAGCCGUCCGCCAUCCCUCUCAUACCUUCAGAACGCUUAGCUGCACUGUCAGUCAGCCAGUUGAAGGCUUUGGGCCCUGACAAUGCUGCAACGGUAACAGAGGCUCAGCGUGCAGGGCUGAGGGUCGAUCAAAGGGCCGCACUGGAUGAAGCCGUGGGACUAAAAACUGCACGCACUGAAGUGCCCACUGGAAGCUCCAAUCCAAGCUCUGGUGGAUCAGUCCCACUGCCACUAAAAGGAGGUGCAGCAGUAGAGAGCAUGGCAGGAUGUGUCCUCCUCAUGCAGGCCAUUGCACUGCUGUUGUUUGGAUACAUUCUCUAA
Sinocyclocheilus anshuiensis is the source of this 3027-nucleotide messenger RNA. Its product is annotated as otoancorin-like. Gene Ontology annotation, cellular component: cell surface. Lineage: Eukaryota; Metazoa; Chordata; Actinopteri; Cypriniformes; Cyprinidae. Gene Ontology annotation, biological process: cell-matrix adhesion. The record is from RefSeq and is a predicted model, not a curated record.